This is a messenger RNA of Sebastes umbrosus (honeycomb rockfish), 2093 nucleotides long. RefSeq names its product myelin expression factor 2 (gene myef2). Gene Ontology annotation, molecular function: mRNA binding. The record is from RefSeq and is a predicted model, not a curated record. Lineage: Eukaryota; Metazoa; Chordata; Actinopteri; Perciformes; Sebastidae. Gene Ontology annotation, cellular component: cytoplasm; nucleus; post-mRNA release spliceosomal complex. The coding region runs from base 100 to 1881 and encodes 593 amino acids. Gene Ontology annotation, biological process: regulation of mRNA stability involved in response to oxidative stress. The transcript has 17 exons.
CAAAGUCUCGCGUUGAAGGCUGAAGUCUCGCAUCAGGUUUUGAACUGCGUAGCGACAGACAGGGCAUCUUGCGUUGAGAGGAGGAACACAAACCUCAACAUGGAAGAUGUUAUACUUCUCGAUGAGGAGCCAAAGCAAGAAGAGUCUACUGCAUCCGUCCACUCCGAACCCGAGGAGACGUCUGUAGACACACCUAACGGCGUGAAGACGGAUGCUGAAGAAACUAAGCCCCCCAAAGAAAAGCAUGAUGCUAAAGAGAAGUCCUCCGGGAGCAGAAGAGGAAGCCGCUUCCAUCCCUAUAAAGAAAAACAUGUUGGAGAAAAGAAGGGUUCUCAUAGGAACCGGGUGUUCAUCAGCAAUAUCCCCUAUGAUAUGAAGUGGCAGGCCAUUAAAGAUCUAAUGCGUGAGAAAGUUGGUGAGGUUACAUACGUGGAGCUCUUUAAGGAUGGAGAAGGAAAGUCAAGGGGUUGUGGUGUGGUGGAGUUCAAAGAUGAGGAGUUUGUGAAGAAAGCGAUAGAAACCAUGAAUAAGCAUGACCUGAGUGGAAGGCCUCUCAACAUCAAGGAGGACCCUGAUGGGGAGCAUGCUCGGCGUGUGCUGCAGCGCAUGGGCGGAGGUCAGCAGGGAGUUCGUGGGCAGGACAUGGGGCCUGGUGGGAUGAACAUCCCACACUCCAUCGCCAACAACCCCAACAUCCCACCUGAGGUCAUCCAUGCACUGCAGGCUGGACGACUGGGCACCACAGUGUUUGUGGCCAAUCUGGAUUUCAAGGUGGGCUGGAAGAAGUUGAAGGAGGUGUUUGGCAUGGCAGGUGUGGUGAAACGAGCAGAUGUAAAGGAGGAUAAAGACGGCAAGAGCCGCGGGAUGGGAACAGUGACAUUUGAGCAGUCCCUGGAGGCGGUGCAGGCCAUAUCCAUGUUCAAUGGACAGAUGCUAUUUGACAGACAGAUGCACGUUAAAAUAGAUGAGAAAUCUGUUCCUCCUGAGGAUUUCCGUCAAGUAGAGAAAUCACCUCAGUUACCACGGGGUCUAGGUGGUAUUGGCAUGGGACUGGGGCCAGGAGGGCAGCCUAUAAAUGCCAACCGUCUGAGCAGUGGAGGAGGAGGAGGAGGAGGAGCAGCGGGAGGAGCAGGAGGAGGAGGAGGCAGCAUGGGCUCCAUGGGGCCUGGAGGUAUGGAUUCUCAAGGUUACGGUGGAAUGAACAGACUUGGAGGAGUGCUGCUUUUGACAGGAAUGAGUGGUGGCGGGGGCUUUGGAGGCAUGGACAGCAUGGGCAACAUGGGUGGCUUUGGAGGGAGAGACAUGGCGCAAGGUGGGAGGAUGGGAGAUAUGUACCGGUCAGGAAUGGGCGGGAUGGACCGUGACUUUGGCCACAGUGACAUGCAAAUGAAUCGAGGAUUUGGUGAUUCUUUUGGAGGAAUGGGUGGAGGCUUUGGAGGAGGCAUGGGCAGUGGUGGCAUGGGGCACAUGGGGACUGGAAUAGGUGGUGGAAUGGGCAACAUGUCGAUGGACAGGAUGGGCUCCAGCUUUGACCGCAUGGGCAUGUCAGGGAUGGACAUGAACCGUGGCUUCGGUGGCUACGGAGGUGGGGGGGGGCACAUGGGUGGAGGAAUGUCUGACCGGGGCUCCGGGUCCAAAGGAGGCUGUCAGAUCUUUGUGAGAAAUCUGUCCUAUGAUCUGACAUGGCAAAAGCUGAAAGAGAAGUUCGGUCUCUGCGGCCAGGUGAUGUUCGCAGAGAUCAAGAUGGAGAACGGGAAGUCAAAGGGCUGUGGAACAGUGAGGUUCGACUCUCCCGAGAGUGCCGAGAAGGCCUGCAGGAUGAUGAAUGGAACCAAGAUCAACGGCCGAGAGGUGGACGUCCGUAUCGAUCGGAACGCCUAGAGUUUUUGUAGAAGUCGCGCUAACACAUUUCCACAUUCAGCCCUCUUGCCAAUGAUCUUUUGUUUUGUUUUAAAAACACAAUUACUUCAUAUCAUGAGUCCAUUGUUAUUUCUUUUGUUCAUAUAUACUACAUAGCUCUUUUGUUUUGUAAACCCUUUUUAAUUUGUCAGGCAGUUUAUUUGGACAAAUAAACUUUUUAAUUUUUAAACCUG